UGGGUGAUCUAAGGAGUAAGCAGAGCUUGUGGAGCGGCUGAUGCCGGGGACAGAUCCGCGAAGACUUAGGAAGGAGACCAGCCAGAAAACCGAGAGCAACGGGAAGACUAACAACCCUACAAGCCGACAGCGGGCCUGCGAGGUCGAGACAGGCUCUCGGAAGGGCGGGGCCUGAGCCCCGGCUAGACGUUCUAGGGGUGGGCCGGGUUCCGGUUCAGUUUCCGGGGGGACGGCCGAGCGCGCAGGGGCGGAGCCGCGGGCGCAAAGGGGCGGGGCUCCAGCGUCGCGGGCUCCGGCGUCGCGGUCUCCGGUUCCUGCUAGCUGGCCGCAGGCGCCGAGCUCGGGAUCCGACUCGGGGAGGGAUGCAGGCGGGCGGAUUGGCCGACUCGCUUCUUUCCGGAGCUUGCGUGCUCUUCACUCUCGGCAUGUUCUCCACCGGCCUCUCGGACCUUAAGCACAUGCGGAUGACCCGGAGUGUGGACAGUGUCCAGUUCCUGCCCUUUCUCACCACGGAUGUCAACAACCUGAGCUGGCUGAGUUAUGGGGCCCUGAAGGGAAACUGGACGCUAAUCUUCGUCAACGCCGUGGGUGCUGUGCUUCAGACCCUGUAUAUCUUGGUGUAUCUGUACUACUGCCAUCGGAAGCAUGCUGUGCUCCUUCAGACUGCAACCCUGCUGGGGGUCCUUGUCCUGGGUUUUGGCUACUUUUGGCUCCUGGUGCCCGACACUGAGACCCGGCUUCAGCAGCUGGGCCUCUUCUGCAGUGUCUUCACCAUCAGUAUGUACCUCUCACCACUAGCUGACUUGGCCAAGGUCAUUCGUACUAAGUCAACCCAACGUCUCUCCUUUUCACUCACCAUUGCCACCCUCCUCACCUCUGCCUCCUGGACGUUCUAUGGGUUUCGACUAAAAGAUCCCUACAUUGUGAUGCCCAACUUUCCAGGAAUCCUCACCAGCUUCAUUCGCUUCUGGCUUUUCUGGAAGUACCCCCAGGAGCAAGACAGGAACUAUCAACUUCUACAAACCUGAAGGAGUUCACCUGACUACUGGGCACCUUAAUGCCAAUCUACUACCAAAGAAACCUUGUUUCAGCUCUUCCUGCUGGUCACCUCCACUGGUGAAGUGUGUUGUGGUAAAGGAAAAGAACUGCUUUGAGAACCCAGGGACUAAAGAAAGGGCUUUACUUAGAAGACUGGAUGGAAUCUGGGAGAUGAAUCACUUUUUUUUUUUCAAGAUUUUAUUUUUUAAUUUUGGAGGUCGGGGUGAAAUCUUUAGAAUGUGCCUUAAAAUAAACUGUUCCCUACCCCUUGCCCA
Messenger RNA from Kogia breviceps (pygmy sperm whale), 1313 nucleotides. It is a transcript of the gene SLC50A1, whose product is annotated as solute carrier family 50 member 1. Gene Ontology annotation, molecular function: sugar transmembrane transporter activity. NCBI's taxonomy places the organism in Eukaryota, Metazoa, Chordata, Mammalia, Artiodactyla, Physeteridae. Gene Ontology annotation, cellular component: membrane. The record is from RefSeq and is a predicted model, not a curated record. Gene Ontology annotation, biological process: carbohydrate transport.